AUGUCAACGAGAAGGAGCGCCAGAAUUCGCAACAUUGACUUGGGCGUCGCUACUAAGCCAGCUCAAUCUGCACCUGCGCCAACUGCCCCACCAAAGAGGAAGCGGAAGGCUCCGGCUGAAGACGAGAAAGAUGAGUCGACGGCAAAGGGGAAGAAAGCACCGGCGAAAAAGGUGAAAGCGACAACAUCAACCGGUCGAAAGCCAAAGUCAAAGGUCGAUGCCACAGCCGAGAGUGAGACCCUGAAUGAGACGGCCCUGGUGCCUGAUGAUGUCUUGUCAGUCUUGCCAGCCGAGAUCCUCCACCAGAUCCUUGAAAGCGUCAACGACUCAAAAAGCAUGGUCAAGAUGGCCUGCACCUCUAAGAGAUACUACGCCAUCGUAAUGGCCAUCAUCCACAAACGCAUCUCCGUCUCAACCUACUUCUGGGCUCACAUUCCCCACGUCAUCCGUCGAAUUGAACCUCAUCUAAGCAUCGCCCAGAAGAAGCAGCUCAAGAGAGAGGGUCAGUACAAAGGUCAACAAGAAAAGUUCUCAACUAGCCUGGACCCCAAUGCCGUCCCGCCUUGUGCCAGCAAUGUCCGGCAGAUGAUCAUUGGAAAGAUUGACCCCGGCAAGAAGCACAAGCCCUUUUUGAUGAGGUAUUUUGAGGAGGUUCUGAAAAACCUCCAUAACUUGGAAGUCUUUGAUGCCAAGGACCUAACGGAAUUGAUGGCGGAGGGCCUUUCUGAGAUGAAGAAUCUGAAGUCUUUACGACUCGACCCUUACCAACAUAGCAUAAAGUCUGAAGCUAUAACUGCACUCGCCAAGCUCAGUAAUCUCGAGCACAUCUGCAUCGAAGACAGGGGCUGGGGAUCAAUUGUUGUGGCCGACGAAAGACCCUUACAGAGCAUGCUACUCAACUCCCUAUCAACCCUCCAGAGUCUUGAGAUUCGAACAUCCAAAUAUUACUCUGACUUUCUUGGCGACUGGGAAGACAAGCUUAAAGCUCGCGACCCCGAUGCUUCGAAACAAGGGUAUGAUUUCACGGCGCUAAAAUCACUGACUUUACAUGGGAUGAGCUUCAGCGGCGACUUUUGUAAAAGGAUGAUGCCGAAUAUCACAAGAGCUUUUGACUUUCUCAUGCUGAGGGAGCUGAAUCUCAUGAAUCUCGGGGAAGGGCAGCUCACCUUCUUCAAACAUCUCGAGGAUCUGUUCAGUAAAGCUGACAAGCGAGAUAUCCACCUGCGAAAGGUGUGUUUGGAUAUGAAGGGACCUGGGCAUACAUCAAAGUACGCCGAGACAGAGGUCCAUCUCGAGGGGGUGUAUCGAUUUAUCUUAUCGUUUGACUCGUUGACCAGCUUGGAGAUUCAUGACUACAACAUGUAUAACACCAAUGUGCAGUCGAAUCCGGGACUUUCGAGGCGUUUGUUACAGUCGGUUGUGAAGCAUACGGGGCUUGAAAACUGCGCUUUCAUUAUCGGCAUUUGGGCAAACCUACCUUCGCUACGGGUCUUUGAGAUUGCUCCACAAGAAGAUGACCUUGUAAGUUGCUAUACCUGUCUUUACAUGAACGCUCAAACUGACGUAGAGGAGGAUGCAAUGGCCCGCGCCCUAUCACACGCCAAGAACCUGACAAAUCUACUCUGCCCCAACUUCAAAAGCUAUUACGAUGAUCGAGAAAACGCCCACUUGAACUUAGCCAAGAAGUUACUGGGAGGAUUCCUGGAAAACGCUAGUAGCUGUGAGAAAUUCGUUUGGGAGGAGAAUUUCAAGCUUGGGCGCCUCACCAUGGGCUGGACAGACUUGCGUAUUGGAUCUGGACUCAAGCCGAAGAAGAAUUUUGAAAAGCCUGUCAAGAUCGAGAGGGCCGAUCGUGUGGUUAUGGUGCAGGAUUUGCGGCCGAAGAAGUGGGGGGACUCGAAGCAGGUGUAUUACACUGCUGAUAGUCGAUGGGUGGAUCAUGUUACGAGGCCGGAUCGUGGUGAGGGGCCGUUGCAGCUUGUGUAUGAUGAUUGA
Messenger RNA from Fusarium tjaetaba, 1995 nucleotides. RefSeq lists its product as uncharacterized. Gene Ontology annotation, molecular function: protein binding. Bases 1 to 1995 code for a protein of 664 amino acids. The transcript has 4 exons. The record is from RefSeq and is a predicted model, not a curated record. Lineage: Eukaryota; Fungi; Ascomycota; Sordariomycetes; Hypocreales; Nectriaceae.